Messenger RNA from Cadophora gregata, 1933 nucleotides. RefSeq lists its product as uncharacterized. The record is from RefSeq and is a predicted model, not a curated record. Bases 296 to 1933 code for a protein of 545 amino acids. NCBI's taxonomy places the organism in Eukaryota, Fungi, Ascomycota, Leotiomycetes, Helotiales, Ploettnerulaceae. The transcript has a single exon.
CAACAUUUCUUUCAUAUAAUGGUCUUCACUUCAAACAGGAUAACAAAGGGUCGGAGAAGCUUCCGUGGACUUUUGCAAGUGCAAGCUGUUUCUAGAGGUUUGACAGUAAAGUUUGUUCUUCUGUUUGCUGAGAGAUAAUUGCAAACAGCACAUCAGUAUUCAGAUAUAGAGCAAUGGCCAUUAAUAUGGAGUCUGCCCUGCUAUUCAGAAGUCUAGAUUGCUUAGAUUUAGGAUCACUUCCUUGAAUGCUGUUUGAUUAAAGUCAACAAAUAGCUAGCAGCAAAACCUCACCAGAAUGACACCACCUCCAAUCAGCCUCAUCGAGGAUCUCUGUGAUAACGACAUUAAGAAGUUGACUCAGCUACUCAUACUUUCCCCCAUGACGGCUACCGACCCAGUCUGGCUCCAAGAGCAGUCUAAAUCCAUCGACACACUGCCACCAAAACUCAAAAGGCCCGAGUCUUUCCUUCCCCGACUUGCAAUGUCCCUCCCGUUCGGCAAAGAAAAAGCCCAUCUCUGCCUAUCCCACAAACCCCUUAACCCUCAUCUAAUCCGUCGCAUCUUCCUACAAGUAUCUGCAGAAUGCACCACGCGGAUCGCACGUCUUGUCUCGAACCAGUACUUACCCCCAGAUAUAGCAGUCCAUGUCAAGACUUUGCAAAAAGUCAACAGCCUCUGGAUGUCAGCAGACUUGUACCGCUGCACGUUCCAAUGCCAGCCGCAUGAAGAGCGCUUCGACCGUAUCGCCUCGGACUGCGAGGCGUGUAUUCUUGCCGCUGUGGGCGGCAACAUCAGCAUCUUGCAGGACUUACGAGCUUCAAUGAUAGGACGAAAAAAGAAGAGAGGGACUCCUCCGAGACUCUUGCCGUUAGUCGAGAGUUGGAUCAUGUGCACGGGUGCGGAGGCGAUGGUCCGCGAACAGAGUGAUAACCUUGCAGUGGAGAUCAGGAACUGUAGAAGACAGAUGCAGGAGGCGAGGAGGCAGAAGAGGAGGAAUGAGAAAGAGGGGAUUCUGGAUCCUCCUCCACCUGAGAUGUCUUCGACGACACCUCGGGCCGUCGAAGACCCCUUCGCAGACGUAAUGCAUCUCAUUGGUGUGCCAUUUUCGAAUCAGAACAAGGCUGCGCAGGAUUUCAAUAACCCUUUCGCUGACCCAGAACAUGGUUACGGGCGAUUCCAAGGAAAGGAGUCUUACGAGUACGAAGACCGUGACGAGCACGAGCACGAAAUCGAGCACGAAGGCUCCAUCAUCAAUUUCUACGCGCACCGCCUCUCCUCGGCUAAUCUCCACAACAACCAAAACAUCACCCAAGCCCAAAACGAAGCCAAAAUCCACCCCGCAUUCAAAGACUCCAUGGUCUUCCAAUUCCAGACCAACCCCAGCGCUUACAGCCUCCCAGCGCACAACCCAUUCGAGGAUGAUGAUGAUCAGGCAGCGAAUACUCUCCCCCCACGACCAGGCAAUCCAACCGCCUACGACGACCCGGAAUUCAACUCCAAUGGCGGCAGCGGGCCAACACAUCGCGGAGCAAGUUCUCGGCCUCGCCAGCCUCCUCCACUGGCCUACCUCAAUCGCGCGAAUGUGAAGCAGAUGAAGAAUUCGUGGAAGCGCGUUACGGGAUACUCAGAGAGUGUGUAUAGUCGGCCUGUGGACGAGUAUGAGUCUUUUGCGCAGCUGGACUCUGCAGCUAGGCCACCGGUACCGCAAAGGAAUGUGAGACGGGUUGAGGGUUCUGGGGACAUAAGUGCUGGCUUCUCGAAAUUGGCGCAAGGAGGGAGGAUUGAGGAGGAGGGGGGGUAUUUACCACCGCGAAGAGAGUGGAAGGGAGGUGAGGAGGGGAAGGGGAGUGGGGGUUGGAAUGGACGGGAUGGAGAUGGGGAUGAGAGGGGAAAGAGGGAUACGAAUUUUACGAGUUUUGGUGAUUUUAUCUAG